Messenger RNA from Pieris macdunnoughi, 2433 nucleotides. The record is from the annotation of a GenBank genome assembly. Lineage: Eukaryota; Metazoa; Arthropoda; Insecta; Lepidoptera; Pieridae.
AUGUAUUUAUUUGUGUUAGUGUGCAUCGGAUAUGCGCACGCGCAAAGCGUCACCGUAGUGCAGCUUAACCUCCCAUACGAUGAGAUCUACUCGCUGGAGCUUAAUAGUACAGUGGAGUACAUUCUAGACUUUACACCAAGCGCAGGUGUUACUCGUGAUGCUCCACGUGUCGUAUGGGCGCGCGUCGAGGGCGGAGAUGGUUCGCGACCCGUGCUCGUUACUGCCCGGCAGCGCGCAGGUGCUGAGACAUGGCAACUACCUUACGAGGUGAAUCGACGCAAAUUGUUCGAGCUGGAACGUACACUUUGUCCUGAUGACGCACAUCUAGACACGACAGUGACCGAGCAACGCAGCUCUUACUCGUUGCACGUGUCGACGUCUAGUUCUACGAGCGUAGCAUUUCACGUACGCGUAUCUAUAGCUCAGGCGUGGCGUCUCGACGCACCUACCGCGCUCUUUGCCACACAGUUUGCUCCCCGCGUGCUUUCAUACCAGUUCAAAGGCGAAGAGAAUCGCGUGCGGCUUGUCGUUUCUUCUGAAAGCGAGCUGUGUGCUACACUAUCCCUUCAAAACUAUUCGUGUCCUAUUGCGCAGACGAUAGACUCGACAGGAAUGACUGCUGAGCCGCGAUUAACAAUGAUGCUUUCAGGAGCUAUGUCGAUUGCGCGAUCGCAAUACCCCAACGGAUUUUACGUGGUGUUAGUGGUACAUGCAACAGAUGAGGCGUGUCUAAGCGAAAUGCCCAUAGAACCACGGGCUGAGAAAUUGUGGGAGGCAUCGCUGGCCGGAGAAUUGCCAUCCUACUUGCUGCCUCACGCCCCAGACCCUAUCGAAAGACGGAAGGACUUUCUGGUGUCCAUACAGAGUGCACUCAGUCGACAGCAAUACGUAGUAGCUGCAACAGUGACGUUAGCAAUAUUCCUCUCAUUUUACGUGGCAUUCGGAGUUUUGGUGGUGGCCCAGCGCUGGUCACCUUUCGCGAAGCUCGUCGCUCCCCAAGCAGUGCUGGCGGACAACACUUCACGGUCUGGCAUAGAAGCCCAACACGAGCAAACACUGUCUGACCCAGCUGCAUCUCCCCAAGAAACGUCUCGACGACUCUCAACGAACACAUAUGACCGAAAUGAUGAUAGCGACUCCGAAGACGACGAGCUUGCUACUACGACGACGGCUGUGUCUGCUCCCGGCGCAGGUCCUGAUCCUGCUUCAGUUACUGGAGCUGGAGUACAGGGUCCCUUCGGUUUACCGGCGAGAUUGCGCGUGGCAGCACUAGCACGGCAGCGCGAGCGCACGAUACGGGCGCGGUCUGACCGCUAUCUGUACACAUUGUACACUGUGGCCGUAUUCUACGCACUGCCCGUGAUCCAGUUCGUGAUCGCGUUUCAAGUUGUCAUGAACGUGUCCGGCUCGCUUGAUAUCUGUUACUAUAAUUUCCUUUGCGCACAUCCAGCUGGUGCUCUUGGCGAUUUUAACCACGUGUUCUCAAAUCUUGGUUAUUUAUUGCUCGGAGCGCUGUUUAUGCUGCAAGUACGACGUCGUAGGGCACGCCGUCGACGCCUGCCACGUGACCCGAAUUAUGGUAUACCGGCUCACUAUGGGCUUUUAUCAGCUCUAGGUGCGGGAAUGAUGGUGGUGGCGAUCCUCUCCGCUUCGUACCAUGUCUGCCCUAAUCGCCUUAACUUUCAAUUUGACACGGCAUUCAUGUACGUGCUAGCAGUCCUGAGCACGAUAAAGAUAUAUCAAGCAAGACAUCCUGAUAUCAACGCGAGGGCACAUGCAACUUUUGGAGUGUUGGCAGUCAUCAUCGCCUUUGUGGUUUGGGGAGUAUUGGGCGGCGGCAGAGUUUUCUGGGGCGUAUUCACGGUGUUACACGUCUUCACGUUUCUACUGCUCUCGCUACGAAUAUACUACGUGGGACAACUGCGCUUUGAAAAGCAGUCGCUGGCAGCGGCGGCAAGUGAACUACGGAGUGGCGCCAGGCCUUUGUAUGGGGCCCGGCUCCUGCUGCUUCUCAUAGCAAAUGCUGUAAACUGGGCUUUCGCCAUAUAUGGUCUGAUCCGGCAGGGUAGUGAUUUUGCGUCCCACAUGCUGCAAGUACUUCUUGGGAACACACUGUUGUACAUGAUUUGCUAUCUCGCUAUGAAGUUAGUGGUCGGAGAACGCGUACGUUGGUACGUAUGGGUGCUAUUAGCGGGCGCCACAGCCGCCUGGAUGCCGGCACUGUUCUUCUUCUUGUCUGGAAGUACCAAUUGGGCUGCCACACCGGCCGCUUCUAGACACAGCAACCACGAAUGCAAGGUACUAGAAUUCUACGACUAUCACGACUUGUGGCACCUUCUAUCAGCAGUGGCGCUUUACCUUUCUUUCAAUACCAUGCUCACGUGGGAUGAUGGCUUAUCCGCUGUCAAGAGAACUGAGAUCGCAGUGUUUUGA